Molecule: messenger RNA, 1278 nt
Organism: Prorocentrum cordatum
Lineage: Eukaryota; Dinophyceae; Prorocentrales; Prorocentraceae
Source: the annotation of a GenBank genome assembly
AUGCUUAAGGCGCAGGCGCUGCUGGAGUUAGAGAUCAAGAACAUCGGCGCAAAGAAGUUCAUGGCAUCGCGCGAUUUCGAGCAGGAGCUCAUGACAAUGUUCCAGGCGCAGGGCUGGCAGGAUGCUGAAGGCGGCGACGGUGCACCAGUGGCCGCCCUCGACGGGGACGACGCCGUGCUGUGGGACCUCCUGGACGAGGCUCGGAAGACGGGCUUCAAGUUCAAGAAGCGGACGGCGCUCGGCAGUCGGUUCGAGCGGUGGAUGAAGAAGCACUGGACCGAGCAGCAGGUGCUCGCGUACGACAACGGCUCCAACUCCUACAAGGAGAAGGAGCGGCAGGACUGGGCGUUGGCGCGGUUCCAGUACCUCGAGAAGACCAGGAAGCUGAUCGAGGAGCGCGUGGAGUCCGAUCAGAUCAUCGGUACGCCCAUGAACCUCGACGCCUUGAUUCAAGCGGAGGGCGGGUUCGACCGACCGAGUGCGGUGCAGGGGGCGCUUAACAUAGCGCGGAACAUGAUUCGCAAAGGACCGCCAUACGUCUCGAUAAACCCCGAUUCAGGCCGUCUUGAAUUUACCAGGAGGACGAAGCGGAGCAUAUUGGACACGAGGAAGAGUUACCAGAACAUCACCGAGGAGCACAACGGCAAAAAGCAGCGCACAGGAGCAGCAUCUUCUGGACUGCCUCGAGAUCGAGACGAUCCCGCCACGCACGCCGAGGCAACGCCGCAGACUCAGGGUUUGCGCACUGCCACGGAGACGCCGCUCAAGACCGAGAAGAGCACGGGGAACACUGGCAACGACAAGCCCUCGACCCCGAGGGUCGGAAAACCUGCAGGGAAGGAGAAGAAGGACAAGACGAGCACGAAGGACAAGAAGGAGAAGGAGUCUGGCAAGGGCAAGAAGACACCCAAGUCCGACAAGGUCCCCGAGGGGAAGGCGUUCACCAAGGCGAUUCAGGACGUGCUCAACACUUACUCCACCACUACCCAGAGCGCCAGGUCAAUCAUCGACAAAGCUACUUCCGAUGAGGAGUGGGCGUCCAUUCGGUCCUUCUUGCCGCGUGUGCAGACGCGGCUCAGCAAGGUCAUGGACAUCUACAACGCCGAGGACCCGUUCAGCAACAUGAUCCUGAACGGUAUUGACGACGAGUCCUACCCUGCAGAUGAGCGCUACAAGUCGUCAAUGAAGAUCCUCGCGGAGCUCGGGAAGCUCCAGGAUGCGCUCGUGUGGCUGCGCCAGAUGAAGGACCUGUCGAACCGCGGCGACAGCUCGGAGUGA